This is a messenger RNA of Polyodon spathula (Mississippi paddlefish), 6034 nucleotides long. Its product is annotated as sorting nexin-5. The record is from RefSeq and is a predicted model, not a curated record. Gene Ontology annotation, molecular function: phosphatidylinositol binding. The transcript is spliced from 14 exons. NCBI's taxonomy places the organism in Eukaryota, Metazoa, Chordata, Actinopteri, Acipenseriformes, Polyodontidae. The coding region runs from base 195 to 1316 and encodes 373 amino acids.
UUAUGUACUUUGACCAAGCUCAUUCCAGAACCAUCCCUGAUAACACUAAACAGAACAGAGUUGUGCUCUGUGCAACCAUCUGUAGCAACCUGUACUUAAUACUUUAGAUAAUCAAAAGAAAGAUAUUCUGUAUCACUCUGAAGAUUGCGUCUUGAUUACACUGAAGAUUGAAACAAGAAAGCCAACCAGGAAAUAUGAUGGACUCAGGGAUUGAAGCCAAUUCAAAUCACGACUCCUCUGGCUAUGAUGUCCGUGUAACUGAUGCUGCAAAGAAUGGGGACACAUUUGUGUAUGUGAUCAAAUCCCAACAGAUAUCAAGUGAUACAGAGUAUCGGGUUGAGCGAGAGUUUGAAGACUUUGAGUGGCUACACCAUUGUCUCUUGACCCAAGAAGGGGUGACUGGUCUUCAUGGGAUUAUUUUUCCACCACUACCAGUCAAGCCAGGGACAUAUAUGUCUAACUCGGAGGCAAAGACCAAAAAGAAAAUUGAGUCGCUGAUUAUGGUCGACGACUGGCAGAUGUACUGCCGAGCUCUGGAGGAAUACCUGCAUCUUGUUACUGCACACCCUGUCCUCAUCAAAAACCCUGCAGUGCACAGCUUCCUAAAACACAGAAAGCCAUUGACUAAAACUAAAGUGAAGAAAGGAAUAUUCAACAAGCUCACCCAGGCCAUGGAUGAACUGAGGAAAGAGCAUCACAAGGAUAUUGACGAGUUCUUUCAGAAUGGGAGAGACAAUAACGUUACACUAACAGCUUUUACUAAGGCUGCAGCAGAGAAAUUCCUUGAUAUUGUGUUAACUGAACAAAAGAUAGCAAUAGCGUGCGGUCACUUCUCCACAGCGCUCCACCUGGGGAUCGGACAGGACGAUGACCCCGCAGACUAUGCUUUUGCAAAGAUGUGCCUCAAGCUGUCUGAAGUGAUAAAUACAGUAAAGAAAAACUUUGAAAAUGUUGCAGAAAAUGGCAUAAACACACUAGGGUUUAAUCUGGAAUUGCAGUCCCGCUUUCAGGAUGCUGAAAAGGAAAUGUUGUUCAGAAGAACCUGUAAACUGGUUGACGUAGAAACGGCAAAUAGAAACCUGGGCCAGGCAAAGCCCCACAAGAAAGCAGCUAUGGAAGACAUUAAAAAGGCAGCUGACAGAGAAUUUGAUGAGAUUUCUGGAAUGGCCAAAAUGGAGAUUCAACGCUAUCACAGAGAGCGGGUGCGUGCCUUCCAGAAAGCCUUGAUUGAGCUGAGUGACAGCCAGCUGCAGACAGCAAGGGAGUGCUGUGUUGUGCUCAACCAGCAGCUGACUGAAUUUAAACAGCUUUUUUAAGAAUAACUACAUCCAGAGCUGCACUGUAUGGAAUUAAUAAAGGUUUCUGCAGUAUUUCUAUAGGCUGUGAGAACUGAAAGUGAUCCUUUGCACAUUUUAAGUAGUAUGCAAUGUGACUUAUAUUAAAGAGGAUUGGUGUGUUACCCUUCUGUUUUGUAGUAUGAGAUCUAAGCUACAUAGUAAGCAUUUCACUUAUUUUCGAUGGUUUUUUUAAAAAUUUUAUUAACAGUAACUGCCCACUGUAAAACAUUUAAUAACACUACUUUCUCUACUUACUGUGUAUUUACAAAGUAGUUACUUGGUAAACACAUGUGCACUUACACGUGGUUACAGUGUUAUUAAGUAUAGUUACGAUAUAUUUAAUGUGGCAUUUUUUUGAUGAUAUAAUCCUAACCCUAACCCUAACCCUACACCAAAGUAUUUUCUGAUACAACUGUGUCCUUACAUAUAUAGAAUCCUGAAUAUAUAGAAAAAGAUCCUGGUCCCUGUAGUUGAAACAGGUAAUUAAAUGUUCUAUGCACUAUAACCUGUAGCGUGUAUGCUAGCUUGCAAGACAUAUGAUUCUCUCAAUGGUCGAGGUGAUGGUCGAGGUGAUGACCUAUAUGUUGAAACUCCCUGAGGCUGGGUUACUGAACACACACUUGUGUUUAUACUCAAGGGCAAGCUUUUAUUAAGCAGAGGGAGAAUAUAAUGGAUCACCUCCUGAUGAGUUAGCAACACUGACAUCAGCAGAAGACACACACUGUAUUUGCCUCUCAGCUAGAGCUUGCUGGUUUGUCUGCAUCCAGCCCUUGCCUCUCCAUUCACUUCAAUGGGCUGACAUGCGAAGCCAUACAAACCAUAUGGUCACGAUGUCUGAGCCCAGGACAUACGUUUUUGAAAUCUUGAAACCAUGUUAUUCUGCUUUAAACUGAAUUAGCUGAUUUACUUUUCCAAGAAUUAUUCGGAGUCAUCGAUAAUAUCAGAAAACAGCUUACUACUGGAAUGAGGUGCCAACACAGUGUUAAUAACAACCAUAGACUUUAACCUGUGUAGCCUGAGACGAACAACUUGCAUGGGCUAAUGAAAGGUUUAGCUGUCUAGAUGGUUUGGUACAGCGAUGUUCUUUUCCUAAUUCUAAAAAAGCUAUGUCAUUAUCUGUGCUAUCGGUUGCUAUUUCUUUUUUCGUUCUCAGAUUGAUUUUUUGGAGCAGGUACAGGCUGCCAUGUGUUAUGUAAAACUGUGGUUAGACUGGGUAAAUGUAACAUUUGGAAUGUGCUCAGCGGGGCACCGAAUGCAUUCCCUCCAACUGUACCAAUGUUCCGGCACAAUACCUUUUUUUUUCCCCCCUGCACAGCCCCUCCAGGCCACUAGAGGCAUGUGGGUGCUAGCGUCACAUCCUCACGGUACUACCUACUACACAGAUAGUCACUAGACAGCAAAAAUAUUAGUAGAGACAGUCCAUUCAAAGAUAUUCUGCUAUAUAAUUUGUUUGGUUCAUUUCCGAGUAGGAGCAGCAGCAGUACUCAGAACCACGUUCAUGGCUUGUUCCAUUCAGAAGAAUAUGUAAGGAAAGAAUUGUUAACAUUAUUACAUGCAGUGCUGGAGAUUAAAAACUGAUGAGAUUUUAAGAAGAAAAAUAUUUUCAGGGUGUUUUUGUGAGGCAUUGAAACGUCUAGAUUUUUUAGUCUUAACCUAUCUCAUGCAUCCCUUAUCCCUAAAGGAAUACAGGAUUGUAAUAAUACUCAUUUAAUUUGCAGGAACUUGCAUAUUUUAAAGUUAACAUUUCAGAAAUUCUCUUGAGAGGGGCAUGUCCCAGACCCCCGAGGAAGCAGGUCGCUCACUACCACACUGUGCGCCGCUUGCUCUCUUAAUGCCACACAAGCAUACCUAUUUUCAUCUCUCAGAUGUUGGAGGGUAUGUGUAUGCUCUAGGAAAAUGAAGAGUGUAGCUAACGCCAGUGCUUCAUGUUCCAUUGGCUCAGACAGUUUACUCUAAAUCAUAAACAUCAAAUCAUAUUGCAGCAGUAGUGAUGAAACAAUAUGCUUCUCUAAAAUGGCUAGAUAUGACUUAUAUCAAUAAAUAGAUCUGGUCUUGUGAACACAAUCCCUGCCAGCCAGUGCAGUACAGGAGGGUCAGCAGAAAAAAAACGAAAAAAAAAGCACAGGCAAUAUACCUCUGGGUAGACAAAAUGACUUUGAUAAUUGGUCAUUAUCAAAAGAUUAGCAAAACUCAGAGGUAGACAAAGCUCAAGCUGUCUUUUAACGAAACACCUCGGAACAUUCCAAAGACAAACACAAGUGAACCAUUAUCUCCUAAAACUCAUCAUCAUUAUAAUCAGCAAUUUAUGUCUGAUGGUCAAAAGCCAUUGCAGCUUCAUGCCAGAUCAAUCUUUUAGCCUCGAAGUGCUGUUUGUCAUCUGCCUGUGAAUUCCUCUAUCUCAUCUCUCAGAUUUGUUUGCUGUAUUUUUCAGUCCACCUUUUUGAUUGCCGUUCUGUGAUUAAAAACUCGUUAACACCCCUGCAAGUUAAUGUCUCAAAGAUUGUGAUUCUCAUAUUAAUGAUAGUUCCCUUAGGCUAUUAAAAUAAUGAACCCUUAACACAAGUCUAGGAAAGAUAGCUCAAAACAGCAAAUCAGUAAACUAAUUUAAUGUCCUAUGUAAAUAUAUGCCCAUUUUAUGUUUAAUAUUCUAGAUUAGACACUGAAUCUGUGUGAUUAUUGCUGUAUCCGGGGGCAGUAUAGUGCUGAAAGAACAUUGAAACCUCAUGAAACCUGUUAAUUGAGGCCUUGCUUCUUACUGUGCUAUCAGAGCACAGAUUGAAUAGAGCUCACACAGCAACCAAGAAGGGCUUUCAGUAAGGGAACCAUGGCUAAUUUGCUUACAGUGAAUUGGAAAACCUGUAGGGUACACUGCAAUAACAAACCUUUGACUUGCCCCUCCUGUAACUGGCCUUUCCCUUAAAAAAAAAAAAAAAAAAAAACCUUCACCCAGUACAGUAAGAGUACCAGUACAAAAUGUAGUGUUGCUAUCUCAAAGGCUAUAUGUUCCAGAAACCAAAAAUGUCAAAUGACAACACAAUUAGGUCAACGUCAAGGCCACCCACAAUGGUUUAUACGUCCUGCAAACGGGACAUUUUUUUGAGACACUGUACGCAUUUAAAUAAUCCUCCAAAGAGACAAGUUACAGUGUAUGUGAUGAAAGAGUGAAUAAAAACAUCCUCUAAAAAUACAAAAACCCAAACUGAAAGAUACUGUAAAUGUAAAUGAUUCCAAUAAAGAUGAAUCAGGCUAAUCCCUUUUUAAUGACUCACACUUAAUUCAUACCUCAGGCUUCAGAUAUCAACAUAAUACUAACGAAAUACCCACUAAUAGGAAAACUAGCUACAUACGAUUAAACUUCACCUUCUAUAGUACUUACUACUGGUCUCUCAGAAUCUUUGACAGUGAGCAUCAGUGGCUUUCUCAUCAUGAUCUAAUAUUUCCAUAAGCCUCGCACAGUUUUCCAAUAUCUUUUUAAACGUUUUCAGUAAGCUUUAAUGUUUAACCCUCAUCAGAAACUUUAAGAAGUUCCCACAUUUCAGGCUUUUAGGGGGGCACCAUAUCAUACUGAUUAAAGCAUUACUUCUGCCCGUUUUUAUAAUAGCAACUGCAUUCUGGAUUACUGUUUAAAAAAAAAAAAAAAAAACAGCAAAUAUGUCAUUAAAAAUAACACUUACUAAGAAUUACUUAAAAAUCAACAACAAAUUGCUUAAAUAUUGUAUAAAAACUGGUCCAAAGGGCUUGAGAUGCAUGAGUGAAAUGGAGCAUUUUGCCUUACAUAGUGCCGCCCGUGUAUUCCUUUAAUAGUGACAAACGUAAAGUAAAAUACAGCCAUGGAAACUGUGCAAAUACUCAUAUACAGCUUCAUAUUUUAAAUACUUCAUGGCGGGCGAUAGUUUCUACAGAUACUGUUCAUGUUUCUCUUUAAGACAGUUGUCUGGUUUUCUAAGGAUUGUCAAAUCGUAAUAACCCAGCAAACCACCAGUAUGUAAAACAGUCCUGUCAGGGUGGAGAUCUAAGCUGUUAAUACAGUCACAGUGGCCUCUGACAGAAAGGAAAUGUCUCAUAAAUACAAGGCCAAUAAAAGAAAAAGACUACUGUGAAUUGAGAUGGCACCAUUUGCAUUUACUGUUUCAUUUGACAACGGGCACAGCUUUGUCUAUCCAGUACUUAAAGCUGCAUAAAAUAUCAAAGUUAUUUGGUGCAGUGGUGUUGACUUCAUAAUAAACACUGUUACGGGUGCACAAUCACAUGUGAAAGAAUCCAAGGGAGGCAAUAUCUAGAGGCCUUUCCAUAUUGGAACUACAAAAAACAACAUGUACUGCACUUGUCUUAAAGAUUGUUAAGCUAAUAAAAAAUACAAUCUCUAAAAUUUGUUUGAGCAGUGGGAGGUGGAUGCAGUUUAUUAAUAGCUUUCUGAGGUUUAGAUGGUGUGCGCCAGACAUUCUCCCAGUAACAUGAUUACCAGUACUGCCACCCUUGCUUUUAAAUGACUUUAAGGCACACAGGAACCCACGACCAAACCUCUUGCUUCUUAACACCCAGCUCGACAUAUGUUGGCUGCUGCCACCUGGAGGUCAAAGGCUGUUGUUGUGUGGUGAGUUCACUCAAUUCCUUCAGAUUUUUUGCCACCCUAACCCAGUGCUUUUCAACCUGCGUACUGUACUGGUACGUGACGUUAGUUCUUUCUGAUGAUCUGA